AUGAUUCUGGAGAUCACUGAGUUUUGCAAGUUCACUGAAGAAUAUCUGAAUUCGUUGAAACCCGACGAUACAAAGCUGCUGGAACUGAUCAGUACACUUGAUGUUACUGAAAGCUUUGACAUACUGACUGGUGCUAACCUCGUUGACCAUUUGGCUGGUCGGCUAAGUCAAGAAGGAGUUUCUAAAUGGAUUCAGACUGCCGAUAAGCGAUGGUCUUUACGUCAUGUUACCGCUGCUUUUAGCCAAUGGAGCACUGAAGCAAAAGUGGAAGCUUUGACAGAGUUGAUAAAGCGACCAGAGUCAGAAGAUAUCCAGUACACUGUUGGGAACUGUAUAGAUUCGCUGUUCAAAAUAAAGGUCAGAGCCGGCGAACUUGUUAGCGUUUUGUUGAUAGAAGGAGGUGAAGAAGUGCUAAGGAACGCUACAGAUUCCUUAUUUGGUAAAGAUGCGGUGAAGAGUGCGCUGAAGAAAAUGAAUGCCAGUCCGGUUUACAAGAGUGUCCUCCCGGUGUAUUGGAUGUGUUUGAAACUAUGGUCGAAAAUUGCGUCUACGGAACAAAUGAGCGAAGGAUACCAGAAUAAUGCCGAAGAGUUGCGAGCGAUUGUGAAGGCAGGCGAAGAGGGCGUAAAGGUUUUAUUAGAUCAGCUUCUCUCUCUUCUUAGUCAACCACAGAAAUAUCAUCGUACCGUAAUCUACUAUGUAUAUGUCAAUCUGUUACCGCACAUCAAGGAAGAGCAUGUUGCGCACAUAAUCGAAACUUUAUCCAUGGAUGAUGAAGAGUUGGCUGAUGAAGAGGAAAGCGAGGAGAAGACAUCAGACGAAGAUGAAGAGAUGGAAGAAGCAAGUGAAAGCGAGUCUGAAAGUUCUAUGGAUGAUGAGGAUGAUAUCGACCCGACAACAAUCAGUCGUUUAGAAAGUGCACUUGGAAAAGCAGCAGUGAAACGAAAAGCUGAUGCUAUAGAUGAAGAAGAGAGCGACGCUUCAGACGUUGACGAUGCGGAGAUGUUUGCAAUGGAUGACCGAUUGGCGGCAGCUUUCAAAGCAAUGGCUCCCAAAAAGGAAAAUAAAUUAGCCUCGCACAUGGCAUCUGCCUUCCGAUUGAAGCUUGCAGACUUGUUGUUGUUUACGCUAUCAUCACAAAGUACACCUUUGUCCGUAAAAGUGCAUAUGAUGAUACCGUUGUUGAAAUUAGCUAAACAACAAUUGAAAGAAGAUGCUGAAGGUCAUAAUUCGAGAAAAACUAUUGGGUUGUUGAAUAUUAUCGCGAAGUUGAAGAAGGCCCAUCUUCCUGACGAAGAAGUUGUGAGCCUUCUUGACCAGCUUAUCCAAGAGGGUACCGGAAUUGCGAAUCCUACGCUGAUCUCGGCUGUUGCCUCUAUCUCGUCAUUCAUAUGCUCACUGGGCAUAUCUUCCGAAGGCACAUGCUCAGAAGUAGUUUUGAACGCUUUUGUGGGGCUUUUUGAACGCUUUAUGAGCCAAGAAGAAGGCUUAAUAGGAUGUGAACUAGCAAUUGCAGCUGUCGUCAAGCAUCCGGAAGUAUUCGUUCCGAAAGCGAAAAUCUUCCUGAAGGCUGGUUUCAAUGCUGAGUAUCGAAUAUUCCGCAGGACAGAAGCUGUGUUAUGUCUUGCUGGAAUGAUGACAAAGGCUGUUCAACAUAAAAUUUCUGCGGAAAAGUCUGUUGUGAAAGGUAUUGGGAAGUCUUGCACUGAGUAUCUGAAUGCUUCCGUUGCUGAGCCGAAUACGAUCAAACCUCGCUAUUUUGCAAGCGUGUUGAAACUGAUUUUGUCCACUGCGACUAGCAUCAGCGAUGAACUCAAGCCGACGCUGCAGAAACAUUUGUCGUUAGACUCGUUGACUGAGGAUGAAUCGAAAUGGAACAUGAUCGCUAAGAAAAUUAACGCAGCAUGUCAACAGACAUGUGGAAAGUCACCAUCGCGUGUGUUGAAUGCCAUACAAAAUGCGAUUGCGUAGAUCUUGUUUAUUUUUGAGUUGUUGAUUUUUUUACUUCCAAAUCACUGCUUAGAACUGCUGGUUAUUGCUCAUUGUUACUUGUUGUUGUUCAUGUAAUGUUGUUGAUGCUAUGAUCAUAUUGACUAUGUAUG
This is a messenger RNA of Cylicocyclus nassatus, 2102 nucleotides long. The record is from the annotation of a GenBank genome assembly. Lineage: Eukaryota; Metazoa; Nematoda; Chromadorea; Rhabditida; Strongylidae.